Molecule: messenger RNA, 2295 nt
Organism: Bombina bombina (fire-bellied toad)
Lineage: Eukaryota; Metazoa; Chordata; Amphibia; Anura; Bombinatoridae
Gene: ECEL1
Product: endothelin converting enzyme like 1
Exons: 17
Coding region: 1-2295 (764 amino acids)
Biological process (GO): protein processing
Cellular component (GO): plasma membrane
Molecular function (GO): metalloendopeptidase activity
Source: RefSeq, a predicted model, not a curated record
AUGGAGAAAACAUACUCACUAACUGCUCACUAUGAUGAGUUCCAGGAAGUAAAGUACGUGAGUAAAUAUAAUAGCAGCAGUACCCUGUCCAAUGGUUUUAAUAUCCAAGUGAGCUCUAAAAAGCAGCCAAAGAAGGGGAUCCCUAGAUGGAGUAAGAGGGAGACCUGCCUUUUGUCUGGGCUGGUCUUUGCUGCAGGAUUGUGCAUUAUUUUGGGGUCUAUGUUGGUACUUAAAUAUCUGUCAAUGGAGCAGGAUAGUCAGUGUCUAGAUGGAUGCCAAGAAAGAAAAGCCUUUAUGAGGGCUUCUAAAUUCAUCAGCAACAAUAUAGACCCAACAAUACCACCUUGUUCUGACUUUUACUCCUUUGCUUGUGGAGGGUGGCUGAGGAGACAUAGGAUCCCAGAGGACAAGCUUAUCUAUGGCACAAUUGCCGCUAUUGGGGAGCAAAAUGAAGAGAAACUACAGCACCUUCUCUUACAGCCCAUAAAGAGAAAGCACAGAGGAUCUGCAGAAAGGAAGGUAAAGGAGUUUUAUAGAUCUUGCCUCAAUAUGAAGGACAUUGACCGCCAGGGCGCCAAGCCUAUGCUACAAGUUAUUGAGGACUGUGGCGGCUGGGAUCUACCAGAAAAUCCAAGAGCUAGAUGGGACUUUAAUGAACUCCUGUACAAGACCCAGGGAGUUUACAGUACUGCUGUAUUCUUUUCACUGACAGUCAACCUAGAUGAUAAGAACUCCACCAGAUAUGUCAUAAGGAUUGAUCAAGAUGGUCUGACACUACCUGAGAGAACCUUGUAUCUAGGACAGGAUGAAGACAGUGAAAAGAUCCUUGUUGCCUAUAAGGUUUUCAUGCAGAAGAUCCUGGGCCUCUUGGGAGCGGACAAUGUGCAAAAAAAAGCAGAUGAGAUUUUGCUACUGGAGCAGCAGCUGGCCAAUAUCACAAUUUCUGAAUUUGAUGACAUCAGACGGGACAUCAGUACCAUGUAUAACAAAGUCACUUUGUCACAGCUGCAGCAGAUCACACCACACUUGAGGUGGAAACGCCUACUGGACAGAAUAUUCCACGAGGAGUUCUCAGAGAAUGAGGAGGUGGUUGUGCUGGCCACGGAUUAUAUGCACAAAGUGUCUGAACUGAUACGCUCCACUCCGGCAAGUGUCCUACACAACUACAUGCUGUGGCGAGUUGUGGUCGUGCUGAGUGAGCACCUCUCCACUCCCUUCCGGAAUGCCAUUCAUGAGCUGUCUAAGGAGAUGGAGGGCUCAGAGAAGCAACCAGAAUUAGGAAAAGUGUGUCUUACCCAAGCCAACAAGCAUUUUGGGAUGGCUCUAGGAACUCUAUUUGUGGAAGAGUAUUUCUCAUCAUCCAGCAAGGCCAAGGUACAGCAACUAGUUGAAGAUAUAAAACAUAUUUUGGAUCACAGGCUGGGUGAACUUGACUGGAUGGAUACUGAGACCAAGCAAGCUGCAAAAGCAAAGUUAAAACAUAUGAUGGUGAUGAUUGGAUACCCUGAUUACCUCCUGAAGUCAGAUUCCAUAGAUAAAGAAUAUGAGUUUGAAGUACAUGAAAAACACUACUUUAAGAAUAUACUCAACAGCAUACGGUUUAGCAUCAAAGAAUCAGUGAAGAAGAUUCGUCAGGAGGUGGAUAAAUCAGCGUGGCUACUACCCCCUCAGGCCCUGAAUGCAUAUUACCUCCCUAACAAGAACCAGAUGGUUUUUCCUGCUGGAAUUUUACAGCCUACUUUAUAUGAUCCAGAUUUCCCCCAGUCUUUAAACUAUGGAGGAAUUGGAACCAUAAUCGGCCAUGAGCUGACACAUGGGUAUGAUGAUUGGGGCGGGCAGUAUGACCCAUUUGGAAAUCUCAUUCAUUGGUGGACUGAGGAUUCCUAUAGCAAAUUCCUGAAGAAAGCUGAAUGCAUUGUUGAUCUGUAUGAGAACUUCACUGUUUACAAUCAGCGGGUAAAUGGAAGGCUAACAUUGGGAGAAAAUAUUGCGGAUCUUGGUGGGCUUAAAUUAGCAUAUUAUGCCUACCAGAAAUGGGUAAGGGAAAAUGGCCCAGAACGCCCUCUCCCUCGUCUCAAAUAUACCCACGAUCAGCUCUUCUUCAUUGCAUUUGCACAGAACUGGUGUAUAAAAAGAAGGUCCCAGUCUAUAUACCUCCAAGUUCUUACAGAUAAACAUGCACCAGAACACUAUAGGGUCAUGGGUAGCGUUUCCCAGUUUGAAGAGUUUGGAAGAGUUUUUCACUGCCCUAGGAACUCCCCAAUGAACCCUGUUCAGAAAUGUUCUGUGUGGUGA